AUGCCGAAAAUCAAAAUCGGAAAUGCGCCCAAGGUGCAAUCGCGCAAUUCCAUCGAAGAUAUCUGGGGACCUCGCACGCCGUAUGUACACGAAUGGCCAAUCCGAGUGGAUGAGGCCAAGGAUGAAGAGCCGGAAAGCUGGGUGCAGAGUGCUUGUGUGCUGUGUAGCAAUGGAUGCGCACUAGACAUAGGAGUUAAAGAUGGCAAGGUUGUGGGCGUCAGAGGCAGAGCAACCGAUCGAGUCAAUAAAGGACGUCUUGGUCCCAAAGGUCUGCAUGGAUGGAAAGCGGCGGGCCAUCAAGAUCGUCUAACGUACCCCCAAAUUCGACGGAACGGCAAGCUCGAGCGCGCAACAUGGGAUGAGGCUAUGAGCCUUAUUGUCGAGAAGUCGAAGAAGACCAUUGAGAAGCUUACUAGCCAUGGUAUCGCCUUUUAUACAUCCGGUCAACUGUUCCUUGAAGAAUACUAUGUUUUGGCAAUGGUUGGCAAAGCGGGUCUGAACACACUGCACAUGGACGGAAAUACGCGUCUGUGCACCGCGACUGCCGCAGCCUCCAUGAGGGAGAGCUUUGGCAGCGAUGGACAACCUGGGUCGUAUACCGACAUUGACUAUACCGACUGCAUCAUGCUGAGCGGCCACAAUAUGGCAGCCACUCAGACUGUACUAUGGUCACGCAUUCUAGAUCGUUUGGCUGGGCCAAAGCCACCCAAGAUAAUUGUGAUCGAUCCACGGUUAUCAGAGACGGCAAAGAUGGCGACAGUACAUCUGAAGCCAAAGAUCAGUACGAAUGUGGCUCUAUUCAACGGUAUCGAGCAUCUGCUCUUCGAGAACGACUGGGUCGAUUACGAAUGGGUGGAGAAGCAUACUGUCGGUGUGGAUGCACUCAAGAAAGUAGUGAAGAAGUACACACCAGAACUUGUCGAGGAGAUUACUGGUGUCCCCGCGCAAGAUUUGAGGAAAGCUGCGGAGAUCAUUGGCACGACUAAAACCCUGCUCUCCACCGCUCUGCAGGGCGUGUAUCAAUCGCACCAGGCGACUGGGGCGGCAUGCCAGAUCAACAACAUCAACCUUCUUCGUGGCUUGAUCGGGAAGCCAGGUUGUGGCAUUUUCCAGAUGAAUGGACAGCCAACAGCUCAAAACAACCGUGAAGCAGGCUGCGACGGCGAAUUUCCAGGCUUCCGGAACCAUCUCAAUCCUGUGCAUAUGGAAGACCUUGCCAGACUAUGGAACAUAGAUCCCAUCAAAGUUCCUCAUUGGAGUGAACCGACUCAUGUGGAGAACAUUCUCAGCUUCAUCUCUAAGGGUACCAUCGAGAUGCUCUGGAUAUCCGGAACGAACCCGCUCGUCAGCCUUCCGAACACGAAUGUAGCGCGCGACUUGCUGACGAAGGAAGACCUUUUUGUCAUCGUUCAAGACCUCUUCUCAACGGAGACAACAGCCAUAGCUGAUGUUGUCUUACCUGCUGCUGGAUGGGGUGAAAAGACAGGAUGCUUCACCAAUGUCGAUCGAACUGUACACAUCUCACACAAAGCUGUCGAGCCACCUGGAGAGGCAUGGUCGGAUAUGAAAAUCUUCCUCGAAUAUGGAAAACGCAUGGGCUUCAAGGACAAAGAUGGCAACGAUCUCAUGCCCUGGUCAGAGCCAGAGGAAGUCUUCGAAGCCUGGAAGAAGCUUUCGAAAGGCAGACCGUGCGACUAUAGUGGCAUGUCAUAUGAGAAGCUUACGGGUGGUUCUGGUCUUCAAUGGCCAUGUAAUGAGGAGAAUCCUUUCGGCACUGAACGGCUCUUCUCUGACGGCAAGUUCUUCACUAACAUCAACGACUGUGAGAGUUUCGGCCACGAUCUCGAAACGGGCUCGUACUUUUCCAAAGAAGAUUAUAACAAGCUCAAUCCAGCUGGAAGAGCUAUCCUGAAGUGCUGCAAUUACAAACCAUCACCAGAGGAGCCGGAUGAAGAGUACCCUUUGCGACUAUCCACUGGUCGUCGCGUUUAUCACUUCCACACUCGGACCAAGACUGGACGUACACCGCUACAGAAUGCUUGCCCAUCACCCGAUAUCGAAAUCUCGAAAGAGGAUGCAGAUGCUGUUGGUGUGAAGGAUGGAGACGAAGUACUUGUUGAGUCAAGACGAGGCAAAGUCGAGCUUCCUGUGCGUGUAUCUGCCAUCGAAAAAGGGCAGACCUUUAUUCCGUUUCAUUUCGGGUACUUCGAUUCUGAGGAUGGAAAGGCACGAGCAGCUAAUGAACUGACGACUGCGAGAUGGGAUAUGAUCAGCAAACAGCCCAUGUUCAAAGGUGGUGCAAUCAGAAUCAUCAAACUUCCGUCGACAGAUGGCGAGGUCAAAAUCCACGCCAAAGAGCAGCAGUCUGCCGCUCAAGCAAAGGCAGAGAAGAAGGCUGAGCCAAUGGACAUUGGCAAAGUUGGUCCACGACGCCGUGGAAUAGAGCGCUGGAUAGGCGAGCUGGAACAAUGCUCCAUCUACCUCCUAGAAAUCUUCGACCAAAUCCUCGAAAAGACUAAAGCUUACUCUGACAUCCAAAACGGGCUAGACGCCAUUUAUCACAUCGCUGUGCGCUUUAAAGAUCGCCUGAAGCCACUUGCGGAUAAGUAUGAGGAUGACAAGGACUGGGGCACGCGCCGUGCUCACACAUUAGCGCAUACGCUUUUCUUCAAUGAGGAAGAUAUCGAAGGUAGCUAUCUGAUGUUGGAGACUUUGCAGGGUCUGCAUGUGUAUCUGAGUUAUAUGAGAGGUGGUCUGAGGGGUUUGUGGCCGGCUGCACAGGCAUUGUGGGAUAAGGAUCUUUGUGACUGUGUACAAGAAGGGUUCGAAGACGUUGGCAAGAUGGAGGAAUGGUGCUUGCAGCAGCUGCAAGUCAGAGCACCGCAGGCGCUUGUUGUACCUGUACCAGUCGAUGGGCAGAUGUAG
Messenger RNA from Alternaria atra, 2925 nucleotides. RefSeq lists its product as uncharacterized. Gene Ontology annotation, molecular function: oxidoreductase activity; molybdopterin cofactor binding. Bases 1 to 2925 code for a protein of 974 amino acids. The record is from RefSeq and is a predicted model, not a curated record. NCBI's taxonomy places the organism in Eukaryota, Fungi, Ascomycota, Dothideomycetes, Pleosporales, Pleosporaceae. The transcript is spliced from 2 exons.